This is a messenger RNA of Gymnogyps californianus (California condor), 9867 nucleotides long. RefSeq names its product chromodomain helicase DNA binding protein 9 (gene CHD9). Gene Ontology annotation, molecular function: ATP binding; ATP-dependent chromatin remodeler activity; protein binding. The record is from RefSeq and is a predicted model, not a curated record. Lineage: Eukaryota; Metazoa; Chordata; Aves; Accipitriformes; Cathartidae.
GCUCCGCCGCCGGCGCCGCCCGCCUCUCCCGGCCUGCGCCAGCCACCCUGCCACCCGGAUUUUUCAAACUUCUAAGUACUCCACGGUUGUCUCCAUAUUGGAAGCUGUUCAAGCAAGUGGAAACUGUCCUAAAGAAUUUCUGGAUGUGAAGAGGACUUUUGCAUGAUGGGAGCUCUAUUUGCACGAUGGGGGUUCCAGUAUAGAAAAAAAGAACAACUAGAGGAAGUUUUCUGGCUGUGCUGGUCUCUAAUGAUGAGUUAUGCAUCUGGAUUUAAAGCAUAUCUCUGAGCUUCUUAAUUCUUCAUUAAAGAGAUGUGUUCUAUAUUCAUGGGGUGCUUUAACACUUUAAGACGAAUGUUUCAUCAGAAGCACUAAUGGAUGUUGGCAUGCCUUGGAUAAGGUGGUGACCACUGGAUGUCAUUUGUUUCUGUUCACUGCAGAGAGCCAAAAUUGACUCCAUUUGGAGUUGAGAGAAAAAGCAGUACAGACCUAUCAAGAUGACUGAUCCUAUGAUGGAUUUUUUUGAUGAUGCCAAUCUUUUUAGUGAGACCUUAGAAGGUUUGUCAGAUGAUGCCUUUGUUCAACCUGGACCUGUUUCACUUGUUGAUGAAUUGAAUUUGGGUGCAGAGUUUGAACCUUUGCACAUAGACUCAUUGAACCAUGUGCAAGAUGCUCAAAAUCAAAAGAUGAGUGAGUUUGAUCAGCUGAAUCAGUAUGAUUCACUGAAACUUCACUCAGUAGAUCAGUCUUUUAAUAGCUCAGCUGACAACGUCUUAUCACCACACUCUCAAUUCAGUUGUUCACCAGUUCAUCCGCAAAACCAGUCUAAUGGGAUGUUUCCAGAUGUGGCUGAUGGUAGUCCUAUGUGGGGUCAUCAAACUGCCACAACUGUUUCGAAUCAAAAUGGGUCCCCCUUUCACCAAGGACAUUCUCAGUCUAUGCAGCAAAACAAAAGCUUUGUAGCACACCAUGACUUUGCCUUAUUUCAGGCUAACGAACCGCAGCAUCAGUGUGCCUCGCUACGGUCGCAACAAAGCAGAAACAACACGGGGCAAGAUGCUCUGAGUCAGCCAAAAGACUUCAUGGAAGUUAACGUAUCUACUUCUCUCAGAGUCAGUGUUAACCACCCACCUCCAGUUUCUAAUCCAUCAGCUUCACAGCAGCCUCUGUCUGUUCAACAGUUUUCUCAAACUGCAAGUGCUUCAAUACAUUUUUGUGGGAAUCAGGAAGGAAAUUUUGAUGGACAGUCCCCAACUAUUACUCCAUGUUCUGUCAAUAAUAGCCAACAAUUUUCAUCUCCAUAUUCUUACUCUAAUAACCGCAUUUCUCCUACCAGCCUUCUUCAGUCUACAACAGCUCUUUCUACUAACCAGCAGACGCACUCUAUCUCCGACUUCACUGGAAGCGAUGCCUUUACAUCUCAAACAGGGACCAAGCAAGAAACAACUGAGCACAUGUUGAAUCCUAGUACACCUUUGAAUUCAAAUAGUUUUCAAAUGUUGCAUUCUGCGCAUCCUCAGGGCAACUUUAGUAGUUCAAAACUCUCUCCUGUGAAUAUUAAUUUUCCAGCUUCUACUGGUUCUGCUUCUCAGAUAAGCCAUUUCGCUGACCCUAUUGAAAGCAACGGUUUCACGUCUUUAGAUGAGAAUUUACUUCAUCAAGUCGAGACUCAUAAUGAACCAUUUACAGGGCUUGACCCGGAUGACCUCCUUCAGGAAGACCUUCUGCCACAGUUCGAUGAUUCUGCAUUUGUUCAGGAUAGCACAAGCCAUGUUCUAGAGCAUGACCUAGAACAUCAUAUAACCCCACAGCAAGUGACACAGUCAUCUGAUCUUGUUCGGGCACAGUCUCAAAGUCAGAUCCAUCCUUGGCAUUCUUCAGUUUCUAAUCAGCAUCUGCAAGACAGAAGUCGUGUAACCUUACAAGGACAGCCUCCUUCCUCCAAGAAGGCUGAUGGUUCGGGAUCAUAUACUAAGUUGCAGAAUACCCAGGUGAGGGCAAUGUCUGAAAAGAAGCAGAAGAAAAAAGCGGACUCAGAAAGUAAACAAGAGAAGGCAAAUCGCAUAAUAUCUGAAGCAAUUGCAAAAGCAAAAGAGAGAGGAGAGAGAAACAUUCCACGUGUAAUGAGUCCUGAAAACUUCCCCAGUGUGUCAGCUGAAGGAAAAGAGGAAAAGAAGGGUAGAAAAGUUAAAUCCAAACCAAAGGACAAGGAGAGCAAAAAACCGAAAACUGGUUCCUCGUCCAAAAUUAAAGAGAAAACAAAAAUUGGAAAGCUCAUCAUCACACUGGGUAAGAAGCAGAAAAGAAAAAAUGAAUCUUCAGAUGAAUUGUCUGAUGCUAAGCAGACUCCGCAGCGGCCAUUGAAAGAUGAAGACUCACAGAAGAGAAGAUCAAAUCGUCAAGUUAAAAGGAAAAAAUAUGCUGAAGAAGGAGAAGGAAAACAAUCAGAAGAAGAAGCUAAAGUUUCUGUGAAAAUCAAAAAGAAUUCUGCCCCUUUACCUGCUGAACAGCCUUUACAGUUAUUUGUGGAAAAUCCAAGUGAAGAAGAUGCAGCGAUUGUAGAUAAAAUCUUAUCCUCCAGGGUAAUAAAGAAAGAAAUAUCUGCUGGGAUGACAGUAGAAACAGAAGAGUUUUUUGUCAAGUACAAGAACUACUCUUAUCUCCACUGUGAGUGGGCCACAGAACAACAGCUUUUAAAGGAUAAAAGAAUCCAGCAGAAAAUAAAACGAUUCAAACUAAGGCAAGCACAAAGAGCUCACUUUUUUGCAGAUAUGGAAGAAGAACCUUUUAAUCCUGACUAUGUUGAAGUAGACCGGGUAUUAGAAGUAUCUCUUUGUGAAGAUAAAGACACUGGUGAGCCUGUUAUUUACUAUUUAGUAAAAUGGUGUUCCUUGCCAUAUGAAGACAGUACGUGGGAGCUGAAAGAAGAUGUAGAUCAAGCAAAAAUAGAAGAAUUUGAACAAUUGCAAGCUUCCAGGCCUGACUCAAGGAGAUUGGACCGACCACCUCCAAACUCCUGGAAGAAGAUAGAACAGUCCAGGGAAUAUAAAAACGGCAAUCAGCUCAGGGAAUAUCAACUGGAAGGACUUAACUGGCUCCUAUUCAACUGGUACAAUAGGCGAAAUUGCAUUUUAGCAGAUGAAAUGGGUCUUGGCAAAACCAUUCAGUCAAUUACUUUCCUCUAUGAAAUCCUCCUGGCUGGUAUAAGAGGGCCUUUUCUGAUCAUAGCUCCGCUUUCCACUAUAACAAACUGGGAAAGAGAAUUUCGCACGUGGACUGACCUUAAUGUUGUAGUGUAUCAUGGAAGUAUGAUCAGCAGACAGAUGAUUCAGCAGUAUGAAAUGUACUUCAGGGACUCCCAGGGGCGUAUUGUUCGAGGUACCUACAGAUUCCAAGCCAUUAUCACAACUUUUGAAAUGAUUCUUGGUGGGUGUCCAGAGUUAAAUGCAAUUGAAUGGCGGUGUGUUAUUAUUGAUGAAGCUCACAGACUGAAGAACAAAAAUUGCAAACUCUUGGAAGGACUAAAAUUAAUGAACCUUGAGCAUAAAGUGCUGUUAACAGGUACCCCACUGCAGAACACAGUAGAAGAAUUAUUUAGCCUCCUUCAUUUUCUUGAACCAUUGCGUUUUCCUGCUGAAUCUACAUUUAUGCAAGAAUUCGGAGACCUUAAAACAGAGGAACAGGUUCAGAAACUACAAGCUAUCCUGAAACCCAUGAUGCUCAGACGGUUAAAGGAAGAUGUAGAGAAGAAGCUGGCUCCUAAGGAGGAAACUAUAAUUGAAGUGGAACUAACUAAUAUUCAGAAGAAAUACUAUCGAGCAAUUUUGGAGAAAAAUUUUGCUUUCUUAUCCAAAGGAGCAGGGCAAGCAAAUGUACCCAAUCUGGUUAACACUAUGAUGGAACUCAGAAAGUGUUGUAAUCACCCUUAUCUCAUCAAAGGUGCUGAAGAGAAAAUUCUUGGAGAGUUUAAAGAAACAUAUAGCCCAAGUGCUCCUGACUUCCAUCUGCAAGCAAUGAUCCAGUCUGCUGGUAAAUUGGUUCUUAUUGAUAAACUUCUUCCAAAAAUGAAAGCAGGAGGCCACAAGGUCCUUAUCUUCUCUCAAAUGGUGCGCUGCCUUGAUAUUUUGGAGGAUUACCUUAUACAUAAAAGAUACUUAUAUGAACGAAUUGAUGGGCGAGUACGAGGGAAUCUCAGACAAGCUGCAAUUGACCGGUUCAGCAAACCAGAUUCCGAUCGCUUUGUCUUCCUCCUGUGCACCAGAGCUGGUGGUUUGGGCAUUAAUUUGACUGCAGCAGAUACAUGUAUAAUUUUUGAUUCUGACUGGAAUCCUCAAAAUGAUCUGCAGGCUCAAGCCCGUUGUCACAGGAUUGGUCAGAACAAAGCAGUGAAGGUCUACAGACUGAUAACACGUAACUCCUAUGAAAGAGAGAUGUUUGACAGAGCAAGUCUGAAACUGGGACUGGAUAAGGCUGUCUUACAGAGUAUGAGUGGAAGAGAAAACAGUGUCGGUGGUAUCCAACAACUCUCCAAAAAAGAAAUAGAAGACUUGCUUCGAAGAGGUGCAUAUGGUGCCAUUAUGGAUGAAGAAGAUGAAGGCUCUAAAUUCUGUGAGGAGGACAUUGACCAAAUUUUGCAGCGUCGUACUAAAACUAUCACGAUUGAAUCAGAAGGAAGGGGCUCCACAUUUGCCAAGGCUAGUUUUGUUGCAUCUGGAAACAGGACUGAUAUUUCACUAGAUGAUCCCAACUUCUGGCAGAAAUGGGCCAAAAAAGCAGAAAUAGAUAUAGAUGCUAUCAGUGGUAGAAACAGCCUGGUUAUUGAUACCCCACGAAUUAGGAAACAAACACGGCCCUUUAGUGCUACAAAAGAUGAGCUGGCCGAGUUGUCUGAUGUGGAGAGCGAGGGUGAUGAUAAACCGAAACUCCGCAGGCCUUGUGACCGUUCCAAUGGAUACGGAAGAACAGAGUGCUUUCGGGUGGAAAAAAACUUGCUGGUCUAUGGGUGGGGUCGAUGGAGAGAAAUUUUGUCACAUGGUCGCUUCAAGAGACAGCUGAAUGAACAGGAUGUGGAGAUAAUUUGCCGAGCUCUAUUAGCCUAUUGUCUUGUUCACUACAGAGGGGAUGAGAAAAUAAAAAGUUUUAUAUGGGAUCUCAUUACCCCAACAGAGGAUGGGCAAACACGAGAGUUACAAAAUCAUCUUGGCUUAUCAGCCCCUGUGCCUAGAGGAAGAAAAGGAAAAAAAGUGAAGACCCAGGCUAGCACUUUUGAUAUACACAAAGCAGAAUGGCUUCGAAAAUACAAUCCAGAACAUCUGUUGCAAGAUGAAGGAUACAAAAAGCACAUAAAACAUCACUGCAACAAGGUCUUGCUUCGAGUAAGAAUGCUGUAUUACUUAAAACAAGAAGUCAUUGGUAAUGAAUUCCAAAAGGUGUUUGAUGGAAUUGAUGCCAGUGAAAUUGAUGUUUGGGUCCCUGAGCCAGAUCACUCUGAAGUUCCUGCUGAGUGGUGGGAUGCAGAUGCAGAUAAAUCCCUUCUAAUUGGAGUUUUUAAACACGGUUAUGAAAAAUACAACACGAUCAGAGCAGACCCAGCACUGUGCUUCUUGGAAAGGGUUGGCAAGCCAGAUGAAAAAGCCGUUGCUGCCGAACAGAGAGCAAAUGAUUAUAUUGAUGGGGAUGUAGAAGACCCAGAAUAUAAACCAGCACCAGCAAUGUUUAAAGAUGACAUAGAGGAUGAUGUUUCAUCCCCAGGUGAUCUAGUAAUAGCAGAUGGAGAUGGACAGAUGAUGGAAGGAGACAAAAUCUAUUGGCCCACUCAGUCUGCCUUAACAACACGUCUUCGCCGCCUAAUAACAGCUUAUCAACGAACAAGUAAAAAUAGGCAGGCCCAGCAGAUCCAGCCAGCAUUCCCAAUACAAACUAGUAUGAUGCAGCCUCCAUAUGAAGAAGCUGCUCUAAAUCCAAAGAUGGCUGCUAAGAUUGAAAGACAGCAAAGAUGGACAAGAAGAGAAGAAGCUGACUUUUACAGAGUUGUGUCCACAUUUGGAGUGGUGUUUGAUCCUGAGCGGGGACGAUUUGAUUGGACCAAAUUUAGAGCAAUGGCUAGACUACAUAAGAAAACUGAUGAGAGCUUAGAGAAGUACUUGUAUGCAUUUAUGUCAAUGUGCCGGAGAGUCUGUCGUCUCCCCUCAAAAGAAGAACUCGUAGACCCAAACAUUUUUAUCCAACCCAUUACAGAGGAGCGCGCGUCUCGGACUUUGUAUCGCAUUGAACUCCUAAGGAAAGUGCGAGAACAGGCUCUUAGACACCCACAGUUGUUCGAACGACUAAAACUAUGCCAGCCAAACCCAGACUUACCUGUCUGGUGGGAGUGUGGGACUCAUGACAGGGAUUUACUUAUUGGAGCUGCUAAGCAUGGAGUUAGCAGGACAGAUUACCAUAUUCUUCGUGAUCCUGAACUCUCAUUUAUGUGCCAGAGGAACUAUAAUCAAAAUAAGGUGGCACUCUCAAGGACUUCUACUCCACUCUUGCAUCAGUACCAGAUGGCGUUAUCUGGUUCUCCUCUUACACCUCAGUCAAGAUUGUCAGAUGCUAAAGUGAAUGCUUUUGAGGACACAAAAGCUAAAAAUGAAAAUCUGAAAGAGGACCCUCAGUCUUCUGAAGAAGAAUCUAUGUCUGUAGAGGAGACACAGACGAUAAUGAAAUCUGAACCGUUGAGUCCAAAAAAUGGCACACCAAUACAAAAUACAGACCACAAACCUAGCGUGAAGACUGAAACAGACAGGCGCAUGGUGGCAGCAAGGACAGAGCCUCUAACUCCAAACCCAGCUUCCAAAAAACAGAGAGUCAGCAAAAGGGGAUCUGACUCUAGCUCUGACUCAGACUCUGACUCAGAUAGAUCAUCCUGUUCUUCCAGGUCAUCUUCUUCAUCCUCUUCGUCUUCCUCAUCUUGUUCACACUCUAGAUCAGGCUCUAGCUCUUCAUCAUCUUCAUCUUGUUCUUCAGCAUCUUCAUCCUCAUCCUCAUCAUCGUCGUCAUCAUCAUCAUCGUCUGAAGAGAGUGAUAGUGAUGAAGAGGAGGCACAAAAACGUGCAGAAGGAACCCCGCAUAUAAAAGCAUAUGAUGAAGAGAGCGUAGCCUCUCUGAGCACAACACAAGAUGAGACGCAAGACAGUUUCCAGAUGAACAAUGGGACACCAAAUUCCAGUUAUCUCCUACAAGGUGGAUACAUGUUGGCUGCAUCCUACUGGCCAAAGGAUCGAGUUAUGAUUAAUCGGCUUGACAGUAUUUGUCAAACAGUGUUGAAAGGUAAAUGGCCUUCAGCAAGAAGGAGCUAUGACAGCAAUACGGUGGCAUCUUUCUACACAACCAAACUUCUGGAUAGCCCAGGUGCAGCUGCAGAUUACAGUGAGCCCAGCGCACCAACACCCCCUCUCGCAGGUGUUAAAGAAGAAUAUGAUCAAUCACCACAGAUGUCAAAGGUGAAGAAGCAUGUACGAGAAAAGGAGUUUACAGUGAAAAUCAAUGACGAAGGUGGUUUGAAAUUGACUUUUCAGAAGCAGGGACUGUCUCAGAAAAGGCCAUUUGAAAGCGAGGAAGGUGCAUUGGGACAGCAGCAAUACCUGGCUCGGCUACGUGAACUCCAGAAUGCUUCAGAAACCAGCCUUGUCAACUUCCCAAAAUCACUUCCCAAAUCAGGUACUUCCAGUCACUUAACAGCCAGUGCCAAUGGAGUCAUAGUUGACAGUCAGCCUGUAAUCAAAAAGAGAAGAGGAAGAAGGAAGAAUGUGGAGGGAGUUGAUGUCCUCUUUAUAAAUAGAAAUAAACAGCCUAAUCAUGUUAAUCCAGGUAUUAACUCCUGUCAAGUUGCUGCAGGAAUAAACCCAGCACUCACUUACACGCAGUCCCAAGGCAUGCUUGAUGCAGAGAGUCCAGUUCCUGUUAUUAACCUAAAAGAUGGAACAAGGCUUGCAGGUGAUGAUGCCCCCAAAAGAAAAGAUUUAGAAAGGUGGCUUAAAGAACAUCCUGGAUAUGUUGAAGAUUCAGGAGCUUGUAUUCCUAGGAUGCAGCUGCACGAUGGGAGGCCCAAACAAAAAAGACACCGUUGUCGAAACCCUAACAAACUGGACAUUAAUAGUUUGACUGGUGAAGAACGUGUUCAGCUCAUAAAUAGAAGAAACGCAAGAAAGGUGGGAGGUGCAUUUGCUCCCCCUCUGAAGGAUUUGUGCAGGUUCUUGAAAGAAAAUCCAGAGUAUGGAGUGGCUCCUGAAUGGGGAGAAGUUGUAAAACAGUCUGGAUUUCUUCCAGAAGGUAUGUUUGACCGUAUUCUCACUGGACCUGUUGUGCGGGAAGAAGUAAGCCGGAGAGGAAGGCGCCCCAAAAGUGAGAUUGCUAAGGCAACAGCAGCUGCAGCAGCUGCCACCGCUGCAAGCGUAUCAGUUAACCCUCUGCUGGCGAACGGAUUGCUUCCAGGAGUGGAUCUGCCUAGUCUUCAGGCCUUACAACAAAACCUGCAAAACCUGCAGUCGCUGCAAGUAACAGCAGGAUUAAUGGGAAUGCCGGCUGGUUUAACUACUGGAGGAGAAGCUAAGAACAUGGCUGCCAUGUUCCCCAUGCUGCUGUCAGGGAUGGCUGGAUUACCAAACUUGCUGGGCAUGGGAGGACUUCUAACAAAGUCUACAGAAUCUGUUUCAGAGGAAAAAAAGGGAAGCGAUUCAAAGGAGGCAGAUACAAAGAAAGAAAGGACAGAAGACCAAAAUACAGAUACUGGUGGUGAAAACUCUGUUUCAAGUUCUCCUUCAACAUCCUCUGCUGCUGCAGCUGCCAAUCCUCUCUCUCUUAACCCGUUACUUCUGUCCAACAUACUUUACCCAGGGAUGCUUCUCACUCCAGGCCUUAAUCUUCAUAUCCCAGCUUUGUCUCAGUCUAAUAUUUUUGAUGUACAGAACAGUGAAAGCAAUGACACAGGCUCAGCCAAGCCCACAGAAGAAAAGGAGGAAAAUUCUAGGGUUGGAGAUCAGGAAGACAAAGGGGGAACAGAGCCAAGCUCUCACAAUGAAAACAGCACAGAUGAGGGUUCAGAGAAAGCAGAUGCUUCAUCUGGAUCUGAUAGUACAUCGUCUUCAUCUGAGGAUUCAGAUUCUAGUGAUGAAGACUGACCCCAGACUCUGCACUUAAAUUAUAAACUGAUUUUGAAUUUAUUCUUUAAUUAUUUCAUUGUAAAUAACCCAGUGUUGAGUGCAUCAAUGAUUUACUGACCGAACAUUUCAGUAUUUGUUUAGAAGUGCAAACUGCUUUCAGAGACGUUUUGCAUGUAAUAUUUCUUGAAGUUCAUAAGUUUCUGAACUUGUAUGUACUAUCAAAUACACAAUGGUGUAAAAUUACAACAAAAGGCAUUAUAAUUUUGUUGGGGGGUUAAUUUUAUGAAAAUAAUGCUCAAGUAAGAGCUGUAUAUUUAAUAUAUUUGCAGUGAACACAGAAUACUUUAUGCAUAUUAUUGAUUUAAUUUGAAUAUAGUUUUACAGCCUCCUUGACACUUAUAAUUUACAGAUCAAAACUCAGCAAUAAUUUGGGCAGCUAAUGAAUGUCAUGAAAGCUGUAGAAUCUACAUAACCAUCCAUUGCUUUAAUUACAUGAAAAUGCUCUAGUGUUGUGAUGCACUGCUGUUUCCAAUUCAGGUACAAGUGUGUUUAAAAGAAGAUAAAUUUUUCCCAAUCAGCCAAUUAAACUGGCUACCUGUUACCUCAGCUGAGUUAGUUUAGGAAGUUUACAUUGGUUUCUAUUACUUGUUUUCAGGUUUUGUUUUGUUUUCUAAAGACAUCCUGUAUAUCAUGUUAAAAUCUGAGUUAUUUGAGAUAUGACUGUUGG